AUGCAGGGGGUAUUUCACUGUCCGCAUGCGCAGAGCAAAACUGCAGGACAAAGAAUAGCGGGCUCAAAGAAAUUCAAAAUGGCGCCUGUUCGACCAGGCGAAGAGGAGUUGGGAAGAAAGUGGGAUAGAUGUUUAGUGGAUACCACCUUUAAAACCGGUAUUUUGAAAAUCUACACCAGGAAAGAUAGUAUUGAUGAGACCUCACUAAAUGUUUCUUAUGUGAUUUAUUAUUAGUUGGUGGUGCUGUUUUUGGUGGCGUAUUUUCGCUUCUGUUUUUCAAAAGUAAGCUCAAUAUUGUUGUUACCUUGGUGUUUUUACAUCUUGCACUUUACCGUUUGUCACUGACAAACCGGAAAUAUGUAUUAGUUUUUUGCACAUGCUUGUGUUUAUAUGUCUUUUGCUAUGAAAAAUUAAAAGAUUAUCGUCGAAUCGAAUUGGGCUGGGCUCGGGGUCAUAAUUAGACAGAGAGAGUGGCAUGGAGACAGUAUGGUCUUGUCUCCGAACAAAUUUGCAGAGAACCGACGAUGACUUGAGGGUAUAGCGAUCCCUCGCUUACUUUUACUAUUCGUCAUACAAUAAAUUAGGUUUUAGGUUUGGCUAGUAGACGGUUUCUCCUUUGCAACUAGGCCAUUCCAAUUUAUCACAAUCAUGAUUAAAUUUGUCUACUCUUUAAUAAUCCCCCCCCCCCCCCCCUUCACCCUCCUCAAGUUGGUGGAAAAUCCAGCAGCGUAGGUGUGGGGUUUUAUCAUUCUGGGACUAUGCAAAAUCGGGCAGAAAUUGUUUUUAUUUAUGGAGAGCCCCGGGCCCCAUAUCUCGGGUGUGGGGUUGGAUAUGUUACAGGACGUCUAGAAAAAAACCCCCCCCCCCCCUCCUCACACUCCAUUAAGGUGUAGGAAAAUCCUAGUGCGGAAGGUGGUGGUCUUUAAUAGUCAGGUACACUGCAAACGGUGAUUAUUGAUUUUGUCUCUUCAGGAGCCGCCUGGCCUAUCACUUUGGGUUUAGGGGUUGGUCUUGGUGCUGGGUAUUCAAACUGUCAACAUCAGUUUCUCUGGCAUGGACCACAUGGGCCUCCAUUUCAUUUUGGAAGACCACCUUGGGCUGGAGGUGGCAGGCCAUACUGGGGAAGGCCAAGCAAGGAUGGUGAAAAACAUCCUCCUUGUCAUGAGGAGCAGAAGGUA
Molecule: messenger RNA, 1178 nt
Organism: Porites evermanni
Lineage: Eukaryota; Metazoa; Cnidaria; Anthozoa; Scleractinia; Poritidae
Source: the annotation of a GenBank genome assembly